This is a messenger RNA of Fusarium poae, 873 nucleotides long. RefSeq lists its product as uncharacterized. The record is from RefSeq and is a predicted model, not a curated record. NCBI's taxonomy places the organism in Eukaryota, Fungi, Ascomycota, Sordariomycetes, Hypocreales, Nectriaceae. The coding region runs from base 1 to 873 and encodes 290 amino acids. The transcript is spliced from 7 exons.
AUGUCUUCUCAAAAUGACCCAGAAGCUCAUUUUGACCUCAAGAAAGCCCUCAAGCGAGCACUUGGCGGGGGUCUCAGUGGUGCUGCCGCCAUGGUGUUGCAGGUUUUACUACUGAUGCCUCUGCGAACAAUUAUGAACUAUCAGUACCGACACGGGACAUCUUUCACUAUUGCCACAAAAACUCUUUACACUGAAGGAGGUAUUCGCCGAUACUACCAAGGCAUUGCACCUGCUCUUUUUCAAGGUCCCAUCUCACGUUUCGGGGAUACGGCGGCCAACGCGGGAAUCCUCGCUCUACUACAGUCAAACCCGUAUCUCAAGGAUCUUCCCUCGCCUAUCAAGACCAUUUUCGCAUCUCUCUGUGCCGCAGCUUUUCGCAUGAUUCUCACCCCCAUCGACACACUAAAGACAACCCUUCAAGCCCAAGGAGCAAGAGGUACAGCCCUUCUACGACGGCGCAUCAAGUCGAAUGGAGUUGGCAGUCUCUGGUGGGGAGCCUUUGCUACCGCCGCUGCCACCUUUGUCGGGCAUUACCCAUGGUUUGCCACAUACAACUUCUUAUCUGAGACUAUAACCGAACCACCCAGACAUCCUCUUGUGUGGUGGUUACUCAGACUCGCAUUUAUUGGAUUUUGUGCUUCGAUUGUGUCUGACUCCAUCUCCAACUCACUAAGGGUAGUCAAGACCUACCGCCAAGUCAACGACACCAAGAUAUCAUACUCCGAGGCUGCGCGUGCCGUUGUCGUUCAAGAUGGCAUCUUUGGUCUUCUAGGGCGUGGACUCAAGACUCGGAUUUUGGCCAACGGCCUGCAGGGAAUUAUUUUCUCUAUCCUUUGGAAGCUAUUCCUUGAUUUAUGGGAAAAAAGAACCUAG